This is a messenger RNA of Olea europaea var. sylvestris, 777 nucleotides long. RefSeq names its product protein FAR1-RELATED SEQUENCE 9-like. NCBI's taxonomy places the organism in Eukaryota, Viridiplantae, Streptophyta, Magnoliopsida, Lamiales, Oleaceae. The record is from RefSeq and is a predicted model, not a curated record. Gene Ontology annotation, biological process: regulation of DNA-templated transcription. Bases 1 to 777 code for a protein of 258 amino acids. Gene Ontology annotation, molecular function: zinc ion binding. The transcript has a single exon.
AUGAAUACAUUCUUCGAUGGGUAUGUACAUUCGAAGACGUCGUUGAAGCAAUUUGUCGAACGGUAUGAGCGAGCACUAUGUAGUAAAGUUGAGAAGGAGUUCCAAGCUGAUUUCAAGUCAUUUUCGCAAACGUUACCGCGUACCACACAAUAUGAAAUGGAACAGCAGUUUCAAUCAGUUUACACUAUUUUUAAAUUCAAGGAGGCUCAGGCUGAGUUUACGGGAAAGGUUUACUACGACCUCAUCUCUACUUCGAAGGGACACUCAAGGAUGAUGUAUGAGGUUCGGAAGGACGUUAUGCGCAACGGGAUAUGGAGGAAGAAAACAUUCUUCUUCUCCUUUGAUAGACAAAAUUGUGACAUUGUUUGCAGCUGUCAUUUGUUCAAGUUUCGGGGGAUAAUUUAUCGGCAUGCUAUUGCAGUACUAAUUCAUUGUGACAUCAUAUUACUUCAUGAGAGGUACAUACUGCAGAGGUGGAAGAAAGACGUUGGUAGAGAACACACUAGGAUCGCAGUGAAUUACGACGAGUUGGUUAGUACUCUUGAGCAGUUGAGGUACGACGACAUGUGUUGUGCUUUUGAAGAAGUGACGGACCUCGCAGCAGAAGAUGAGGGUCGAGUACCUGUGAUUAUGGAAUGGAUAAAACUUCAACGUCAAGAUCUCAUGAUGUCUAAGAAGUCGUGUAUAGGAAGCCAUGCCAUCUCCAAUAAUUCUUUUGAAAUUAUGGACCAAUGCACUGAUUAUCAACAUCAUGAUUUGGAGUUACUGGGAAUCUGA